Messenger RNA from Lithohypha guttulata, 2739 nucleotides. RefSeq lists its product as uncharacterized. The transcript is spliced from 2 exons. The record is from RefSeq and is a predicted model, not a curated record. Bases 1 to 2739 code for a protein of 912 amino acids. NCBI's taxonomy places the organism in Eukaryota, Fungi, Ascomycota, Eurotiomycetes, Chaetothyriales, Trichomeriaceae.
AUGAGUGCAGAAGCUACUCCACAGGCUGAUAUGCCACAACGUUACGGUGAUAUCCACAUUUCCGGACAUGCAAGAGUCCAUCUCGGUAACCAAUAUGCGCUUCAUAGCGACUUGUUUGAGAGCGGCACAGCACAGCAGAGAAGAACAGCCUUAUACAACGCCCUAAACUACGCUGGGUCGAAUACGAAGAGGGACCACAUUGACCUGGUUGAGGUUGGUCCAGAUUCCUUCAAAUGGGUUGCUGACAGCAAGAUCUUCGACUGGCUUCGAUCGGGAGACACUCCUUUCUGGAUCGCUGGUAAACCAGGUUCUGGUAAAAGCACUCUCAUCAGAUACUUGGUUGAUAGCAGAAGUACUCUACAGCAAUUGAAUGCUAGUGGCAAAAAUUGGACGAUUGUGCACUUCUUCUUCGAUUUCCGUGCUGGCAAGGAUCUGGCAAAUCAGCCACUCGGCAUGGUGAAUUUGUUCUUGCGACAACUCAUGAAAUCGGUUUCUGUCGUCGCAGAAUACCUAGACGACCAAGAUGUUCAUCAGCGACUUCUCUCCGGUUCAGUCAAUGACUCAUUAGACGUCUUAGCCGAAGCGCUACGAUCAGCUGAUGCACAUGUCUGUGCGUUCGUCGAUGGUCUUGACGAAUACGAAGGCAGUUUGUGGGAGCUUUGUGCGUUUCUUGAGUCACUACGAGAUCGGACAGGCAUGAAGAUGUGUUUCGCAAGUCGUCCCGAGACAGAAAUUUGGCAAGCGUUUCAGAAGUGGCCGACUAUACUCAUGCAGAAACAUAACAGCAUCAGCGUUGCCGCUUACCUCGAUCGCAAGCUAGCGAAACAGAUGCUGUAUCUGCCGAUGAUACAGCAACUGUUUGACAAACAGGUGCGAGAUAGACUUCUCGAGAAGGCUCAAGGCGUGAUGCUAUGGGCAAAAUUUGUUGUGGAUGAGCUAGUGGGAUCAUGCACGGAAUCGACAACAAUUCAAGCUGUGCUAAAGCUCCUAGAAGGCACGCCUGCGAAGCUCGAUGAUCUGUACGAACGUAUAUUGCAGAAGCUACCAGAUGCCAUGCUCGCCGACGCCGCACUACUGCUACAUCUUGUUAUCUCCCGCGAGAGGUGCGCUCCUCGAAACCUCGAACAGCCACUUCUUUACCAAGCUAUCGCCUUUAUACAAACAAGUCACGGCAAGACUGCGUUUCUAGGUAGCCGUCUUGAAGAAUUUUCAAUGGAUUUUCGUACGAAAGCAAUAUUGGGAAACAUUGUUGAUUUCGUUGUCGACGUGUCUGGUGAUGUCGUGGUUCGCUCAAUUCACUUAACGUUCGAUGCCUAUUUGCAAGACACGAAGUGGAUAGCUGCGCACUUGAGCAAAGACAUUCAAAGUAGAUACGUUGACCUGCCAUGGUCGUGUCUUAUCUGUGAUGUCGUUCAGCAUCUGGAGCAAACUAAUACAAUUGACAAGACCUAUGCAAUAGCAGCUCUUGACGAAGUUUCUCAAAAGACUCAACAGCUGCCGUACAACGUUUAUUGGGGUCGAGAAUUCAGUUAUUCUACGGAGGAUUUCUGGCAGAAUUGUUUCAGUAGAACGUCUGAGAAACUGGAUAGAUCCACGUGGUGCAGUCUGUAUGAUCUUGCCAUCAAACAGGGGCCCGAAGCAGCUGAAGCGUGCCCGCUAGAGGCCGGCGAAGAUAGGUUCGAGAAGAAAACAUCUAUAUCAACGGCAGGCGUCAUGCUACUACAUAUUAACAAGUGCCAUGAUUGCCGUUGGUCUACAGAUAAUCCUGUUUUGCUCGUGCGACUUGCGAAUCUGAUAACAUCAGGUGCUCUACCCCUUUAUAUCGCUCUGCUACACAGAGAUCUUACGUACCUCGACAGAGCGCUCGAAUCUAGCUCUUGGAGUGAAGGAACAUUGAACGACUUUCUGGAUAUUCUCGUGUGGACCAACUACCCCAAUGUCGUGAGCGAUGGAGAUUUCGGGCAAUUCAUACAGAUUCUCGCAAACCGCGGUUGUUAUGUUGAAUGUCGUCACAUCUGUGGGAUGAACUUCGAAUCUCGACAUCCAUGGGGUGGCCACGAUAAUUGGCGGAGGAUGAAGCAUGCUUUCGUGGUACAGAAAGGAAGAGCUUGGUCACGAGAACACGCCAGGGACUGCCAGUAUUUCAACACGGGAGUAGGGUUCCUGUCUCAUUGGUGCGCUACGAAAGCUCAAGACCAUGUGGUAUGGCUCGAUCUUCUACGCGACCUUGGUGAAGAUGUUACUGCCCUAAUCAGUCCGAAUCUGUCUGCAUUCCAUGCGAUCCUCGAGAAGCCAAAUGCUUUGGCAAGAAGCAACUCUAUUCAGAAAUUCUUGGCCUUGGCCGAAGCUGGUGUUACGCCACUGUAUGAUUCGUACACAGGCUGUGCACUGUCGUAUGUACGUGAAUUGAAGUGGAAAUGGAGAUGGUAUCUAGACGCCAGAAAUUACGAGAAGCAUGUUACUGUCAGGGAUCAAGAGCUAAUGAGAGAAUGCAUAAAGAUAUAUUAUGUAGAGCUGGUAAAAGUCCUUGAAAUCUUUGAGAACUACGCAAGGACAGGGUCAUGGCCAGCCGACUUCCUGGAGGAAGCGAAAGAGUAUUGCAAGAACGAAAGAAUGAGCGAAGAUGUUUUGAAACUCAUCACUGAUCUCGAAGAGAGAUUUCCUGAGCAGCGGGAUCUACUUGACCAGGAACGGGAGAGAGCGAGAACAGGAAUCUACAAAAGGAUCAGAUAUAGCUAG